AUGCUCUCGCCUGUUCACUCUGCAACUCAUGCACGGAAUGGAGGACUCAUCGGACUGGCGGCAGUGGCUAUAGCAUUGGGUCAAGACGUCGCCCCAUUCCUGGGAACUAUCAUACCUCCUAUACUUGUUUGCCUUCAAGAUCCUGAAAACCGAGUGCGGUAUCACGCCUGCGAGAGCUUGUACAAUGUAGCCAAAGUGUGUAAGGGAGAAAUACUCGUGCACUUCAACGAGAUUUUUGAUGCUCUCAGCAAACUGGCGUCUGAUUCCGAACAAUCGGUCAAAAGUGGGGCCGAACUACUGGAUCGUUUGAUGAAAGAUAUCGUCUCUGAAUCAGCACCGAACUACGUCUCAAUAUUCCCAGGAAACGUCAAUAUCAACCCCAAUCUUCCUCCGCCUAAAGAUGAAGCGUAUCAAACACCAAAGCUACAAGCAACCAUGGGUCUCAGCUCAGUGGCGCCAUUAGAAAAAGAAGAAGAGAAAAGGGCAUUCUCCUUGGCAAGGUUCAUCCCAUUGUUGGAAGAGAGAAUUUUUGUCAUUUCACCCGCUACGAGGAUGCAUUUGGUGUCUUGGCUGAUGGUGUUGGACUCGGUACCGGAUCUGGAACUGGUGGCCUGGCUUCCUCACUUCUUUGAAGGUUUACUUAAAUACCUCGCAGACGAUAGUGUGGACGUACGAUUAGCUACGGAGGCAGUCCUUGGUGAAUUUCUGCGCGAGAUUCGGGAAAUCGCUCUGGUACAGCGAACGGCGGAAGAAGAGAGAUCGAGAAGAGAAGCAGAGUCAUUACGGAAAAGAGGCAGCAAAGGGACUUUGCAAACGGUCGAUGAUCCAGAUCAGGUUAUACUGGACGAUCAAGAUGAAGAAGACGGCGAUGGAGAAGGAGGAGAGGCAGACGAAUCUUACGCCUCCCCGGAUGGUUGGAGGGAUGACUCUGGUCCUCUUGCAAGAGGAGAAGGCAUAUAUAUUGAUUACGAAAGUUUGGUGGAUAUCUUGAUCGCCAAUCUACAUUAUCAAGCAAUGGAAUGGCUGUUGGCCUUUCUUGACUUUGCCCAAGAUGUUGUGGUCAGACAAACACCAAAAAUCAUUCCUGCCAUUUUCCCCAAUUUGGCCUCCCAACAUCGGACUAUCAAAUUGGCCGCACAUGAAAUCAAUGGAUGUCUCUAUCGGGUCAUUCAGACUCUUCCUUUGCAAGUCCCCGAAAUGUCCCCUCCAACCGCCUCCACCGUAGCUCAUCCGCAAACAUCAAUCUCACUUCCUUCCGCCAUCGCCCUCUCUUCCCUGGCAGGCUCCCCUCCCAUCGCUAGCAAUGCCAUCAACUCUUCUCCCGCUCAGAUACGUAAAGACGGGGUCGAGCCGCCAGUCAUCAACGAUCCCCUCGAGGCAACGUCUCCGGCGUCCAGACCGGGUCCAUCGCAGCCGUCUUCUGCGGGGCCGGCCAUCACAAGCAUCAAAAGUAAGACAUCGCAAGCUGUACCAAUACCUGAGCCUGUCACACCGAACAACCCAGAGUUCCCUCCCAUUAGAGGUCGAAGUAGGCCUGGAUCACCUGUCAAUCACUCUACAACCGCACAAGUCGGGACGCCUAUGACGCCUGUUGAGGAGAUAGUGGAUUAUGAUCCUUUUAGUGUUCGGGAAACGGUUGACGUUUUGACAUUACAGUUUGUGAGCGAUCAUGCGGAAACGAGGAUAGCGGCGUUGGAAUGGUUAUUGAUGCUUCAUCUGAAAGCUCCUACAAAAAUUCUAUCAAGAGACAGUGGAACCUUCCCAGCUUUACUAAAGACCCUUUCGGAUCCGUCAGACGAUGUGGUCAAACAUGAUCUUCAACUCCUCGCCCAAAUAUCAGCCUCAUCAGAAGAUUCAUACUUUACGAGUUUCAUGAGUAACGUCCUUGAACUUUUCUCCACCGACAGGAGGUUACUGGAGACUAGAGGAAGUUUGAUCAUACGACAAUUAUGUUUGCAUCUUAAUGCAGAGAGGAUAUUUAGGACUAUAGCUGAGAUUUUGGAAAAAGAUGAUGAUUUGGAUUUUGCAAGUAUGAUGGUGGUGAAGUUGAACAUGAUUUUGAUCACUUCUCCUGAAUUGGCGGAUUUCAGAAGGAGGUUGAAGAAUCUAGAUUCGAGGGACGGACAAAUGUUGUUCAGCUCGUUAUACAGAUCUUGGUGUCAUAACGCCGUGGCAGUUUUCGCUCUUUGUCUCCUCGCACAGGCGUACGAACAUGCUUCUAAUUUAUUGCAAAUAUUUGCCGACCUAGAACUUACCGUCCCCCUCCUUGUUCAAAUCGACAAAUUAGUCAUGUUGAUAGAAUCACCCGUAUUCACAAAUCUUCGAUUACAACUACUUGAACCUGACAAAUACCCCUUCCUACCUAAAUGUCUCUAUGGACUGCUCAUGAUCCUCCCCCAAAGCAGCGCGUUCGUUUCGCUCAGAGCUAGAUUAUCGGUGGUGUAUUCUUCGGGAUAUACCAGUUCACAGACUAAGGCUGUUUCUGGAGGAACGUUUUCCCAGGCUGGGACGACUAGGAGUAAAUUAGUAGGGAAGGAUGAGAUCAAAUGGAUAGAGUUACUUUCUCACUUUCGAGCAGUUCAAAAUAAACAUGAAAAAGCUCGUCGACAAUUAGAAUCCGGUCAAAUGACAUCACUUUCUUCUGCUCAUUUUUCCUCCCCAUCACAAACAUUCAUAUCUGGUCCUUCUUCUCAUCUUCAACAAUCAGCUCCUAUAGUAUCGAAAAAUACAUUGAAAAAGAAGAUUGGUUCUUCUCGUCAAGGUUCACAUGAUGGAUCUGGACUUGGAUCAGGGGGCAAGUCUGUUGUUGGAGCGACAAACGGUCCGAGUCCUUUGAAUCCUAGACGAGGGAGGGAUUCAACAGGUGGUUCCAUAGUGGGAUUAGGAGGUGCUGUGGCGAGUAUGAAUCCGGGUAUAGUCAGAGGGGUCAGUCCUCCGGCUGGGAAUACGACAAAGAGGAAGAUCUUAUCUGGGAUCAGAAGAGGGAAUGGGUGA
Messenger RNA from Tremella mesenterica DSM 1558, 2994 nucleotides. RefSeq lists its product as uncharacterized. The record is from RefSeq and is a predicted model, not a curated record. Gene Ontology annotation, biological process: phosphatidylinositol biosynthetic process; positive regulation of kinase activity. Gene Ontology annotation, cellular component: endosome membrane; fungal-type vacuole membrane; PAS complex. The transcript is spliced from 13 exons. Lineage: Eukaryota; Fungi; Basidiomycota; Tremellomycetes; Tremellales; Tremellaceae. The coding region runs from base 1 to 2994 and encodes 997 amino acids.